Messenger RNA from Clupea harengus (Atlantic herring), 2130 nucleotides. It is a transcript of the gene phb1, whose product is annotated as prohibitin 1. The record is from RefSeq and is a predicted model, not a curated record. Gene Ontology annotation, biological process: mitochondrion organization. Lineage: Eukaryota; Metazoa; Chordata; Actinopteri; Clupeiformes; Clupeidae. Gene Ontology annotation, cellular component: mitochondrion; membrane.
GCAUUGCAGACAGAGGUGGUCAGACCAAUAGGAGGAAUUGUUAUUAGGAUUCUAGCGCAUGCUCCGUGGGCUCAAGACUUCAUGUGUGUCUAUCGCUAGUACGUACGGUGGAGGUCACAGUGAAUCGGCAAAGCAUUGGGACUGAUCCUUCCCUACCAUGGCGAAAUUGUUUGAGUCCAUUGGAAAAUUGGGGCUGGCCCUGGCAGUUGGUGGAGGUGUGGUAAAUUCUGCCCUCUUUAAUGUGGAUGCAGGGCACAGGGCUGUGAUCUUUGACCGGUUUCGGGGGGUGCAGGAUUUAGUAGUUGGGGAGGGGACACACUUCCUGAUCCCCUGGGUCCAGAAGCCAAUCAUCUUUGACUGCAGAUCCCGUCCACGUAACGUCCCUGUCAUCACUGGCAGUAAAGACUUGCAGAAUGUGAACAUCACUCUGAGGAUUCUGUUCCGGCCGCUUGCCACCCAGCUGCCACGCAUCUUCACCAGCAUUGGAGAGGACUACGAUGAGAGAGUGCUGCCCUCCAUCACCACCGAAGUGCUAAAAGCUGUCGUGGCCCGGUUUGAUGCAGGAGAGCUGAUCACACAGAGAGAGUUGGUCUCCAGACAAGUCAGCGAAGACCUGAACGAGCGUGCGUCCACAUUUGGCCUUAUUCUGGAUGAUGUGUCUCUGACACACUUAACCUUUGGUAAGGAGUUCACGGAGGCUGUGGAGAUGAAGCAGGUGGCACAGCAGGAGGCAGAGAGAGCCAGAUUCGUUGUGGAGAAGGCGGAGCAGCAGAAGCAGGCGGCCAUCAUCUCGGCAGAAGGUGACUCCCAGGCUGCCCUUCUGAUCGCCAACUCCCUGCAGGAGGCAGGUGACGGCCUGGUGGAACUGCGUAAACUGGAGGCGGCCGAAGACAUCGCCUUCCAGCUCAGCCGGUCCCGCAACGUCACCUACCUGCCCUCUGGCCAGGGCACGCUACUGCAGCUGCCCCAGUGAGGGCAGUAACACACACACACAUAUACAAAUGCACUCACAAAGUAACGGACUGGCUCACACAUAGACUGUGUUGAGCCACUGAAAGGACUACCAAUCUCAAACCCAAAAUGCAACUUGACUGUGUCUUUCGUUUUGUCUCUCUUCCCCUUAGCAUUUCUCUGUUUGUUGCUUACUCUAAAUAAAACUAUGAGGUUAUCAAUUCAUUGGUGAGGAGCAUACAAGUUGAUGUGUAUGUUUGUGUGCACGUGUGUGUGUGACAUUAUCCUUGUGAUGAAGCUUUAUCUUAAAUUAGCAAAUGUUUCUGAAGGGGAAAAAAAAGAAUAAUUUCUGGACAGUGUCACACACACUGCUGUACAAUGACAUGCACAGGCACUCUCAUGUGCAGCCUCUUUUAAAUUGAAACAUAGAGUCCAGCAUAGCCUUACUUUUACACUGAGGCAGGGCUCUGAGGCGUGUAAAACGUGCGAGAGUAUGCAAAUUGAGCUGUGUUUAUGUCUGGGUAGUGGACAAAAAGUGCUUGUUUAAAAAAGAAAUAGUAAUAAUAAAUUCCACCGAUCAUUCAAAUUCAUUGCUGGAAAUGAUAGCUAUUGUUUUGCCUGCUGGCUUGUUGAAAUUAGCAUUUUUAAGUUCAUUUUGUCAUUGAAACGUGGUAAAUCCCUACAAUCAGAUUACAGGAAACUGAAGAAUCGGAUAUGUUGAUGUAACAAAUUGGUACUGACAUGAGCAGUGUUGGAAUUGGCUUUAUUAAGUAUGUAGCACUUGGAAAGCAUAUGUGGGGAAUGGCAUACAGGUGUCACUAUGUCUUUGAACUUUACUUGGAACGCUUAAAGAUAUAUAUGAAAAGAUAUUACACUAAGUACAGUGAUGUGUCUUAUUUUUUGGUUAUAGUGUGAAUGAGAAGUAUGUGACUGUGCCAGCACUGCCAGUAUCCUAUUUCCUUGAGCAUUGAUUGGGUCAAGGUCCCAUCAUGUCCAGUGCGUUCAGUGCCAGUGUGUUAAGGUCAGCUCAUUCAUACACACAAACGAUUGAUUUGUGUUUGGCUUUGUGUUCUGCUGUGAUUGAUUUGUUUUUGUACAAGUUUGAAGGAAAAUAUGUGACGCCCUGCAUUCCGUGCUGAAAACUCUCAUAGUCAUUCAAUAAAAAAAGAUAUCAUAUUU